Molecule: messenger RNA, 5376 nt
Organism: Mya arenaria
Lineage: Eukaryota; Metazoa; Mollusca; Bivalvia; Myida; Myidae
Product: nuclear factor interleukin-3-regulated protein-like
Exons: 2
Coding region: 2205-4001 (598 amino acids)
Biological process (GO): regulation of DNA-templated transcription; circadian rhythm
Cellular component (GO): nucleus
Molecular function (GO): DNA binding; DNA-binding transcription factor activity
Source: RefSeq, a predicted model, not a curated record
ACUAAUAUGCCAGUCCCUGUAGUUUUCAUUAUAUUAUUUCUUUUUUAAGUAGCAGUUCUGCUAUAACUUUUGACAAACGAUAUUUUACCUGUUUUAUUUUAUGUAAUCAGUUAACACUACAAUGUUUACGAAAUAAAGAUAAACGUCAACAGCUUAGCCCAGUGGCGAAUUAAGUUAACUCAUUUAAAUUCAUAAUGUUUUGUUUUUAAACUUAUUAUGGCAAAGAAAUCAGAAAAAAUAUAUCUACCAUAAACAUUCAUUACUAGUGGGCAUUAUAUCAUGCUGCAUGUAUGUAUCAUGAAACAAAACACAAACUGUUACACAACACCCUACGAAUUUUUUUUAUAAAAUAUAAAGUAACAACUAUGAUUUUAUAUAAGCAGUUUGGAAAAUCGGACGGUUCUAGAAAAUUGUACAAUGUAUUUGGAAAGUGUUUUGGAAAAUAUGUUAAAAUAACUUUGGAUGUCAAAUAUCUCGGAAUUACAUCUUACUCCUAUAGGCACUACAUUUAGCUAACAAAAGAUGUGUUUAUCAAAUAUAAAGUCACUUUCUUGAAGAAUUUAUUUGAAUUCAAUUUCGUUCAAUCUGCAUUUCAUUUACAUACGAUUGAUACGCUCAAAGCCAUGCCUUUAAACUGCAUCAAAUUUAAACCAUGAGCGCUUGACCAAACUUCAGCCCUGACACUACUGAACCCAGUCAUUUACAUCAAUACUUGUAAUCACCUACGGCUAAGGCAUAAAAACAGGAGAAACUAUUGAUUCUUGGAGCCUUUUUAUAUCUCAAACUCUACCACUACGCGCUCCAUGGCCUGACAUAUCUUCUAUAUCCCUGCGUCGUCAGAGUUCAUGUUGUCAUGAUAAAAUAAUUGCCCGUGGGGAAAUCAAUGAGAAAAAAACAUCAUCAGCCUUACUCAGUAAGAAUAAAGCAACAACGGAUAAUCAAUAUACUAAGCAACAUUCACGGCGAAAGAAGAUUACUGAUGAUAUAACUAUCAUGUUAUUUACGCAAUCAGAUUAUAAAUGCAAAUACAAACAAGAGUGCCGCAAAGCGAAUGCCAACUGGGACAGAACCGGACAAAUAUUAAAGCCUAAAUUAUGGGCGUGCUACCAUUGCAUAUUGUUUCUGGUAACAUGUGUACAAAGUUUCAAUUGGAUUUUCUAAUUCACUAUGACCAAACUUAUAGUUUAAGCACGACGCAAACGCAAACACCGAAGCCAUCAUAAAUACCUCGGCUUUAUUUUUACGUAAAACAGACCAGAUACAAAAAUACGUGUUGUUACAAACGCCAAACAGAGAAAACAUGAGGCGAAUGAAUGAUCAAACGGUUGUUACAGCAAAACAACAGCUUAACUCGUAAUUAAGAUUAACACGAUUAUGGGGUCAUAAGAUGUUUAUGAGAUGAUAGUUGAAAGCUUGUUGUCACAUUCUAUACUUCGUAUGGUAAAGGCCAAUCGCUUAAUAAAUAAACAGCAGUUUAACAUUUCCUGAACUUGAGUGUUGCUCCAGGCUUACACAUCUUUCACUGCUUCCGGAUGUCUAUUAGACCAAAUAAAAACCUUUUAAAUAUACUCAUUAUUUAGAUAAUCUCGCGGAUAAAAAUAUACAUAAAACUUCCUAACAGUUUCAUUUUAAAUCUAAACAAUCAUGAAAAGGGAGAGAUAUCGCAGGAACAGGAUAACCAAUUGCGCAUAAUGCACUUUUAGUAUUAAACCAUCUUGUGAUACUUAUCCAAUGACGUAAAUCAUAUGAUUUCACAGAAUCCCUCAUUUAAAGUUGAUUUAAAUGACGUAAAUCUAAAGCUUUCAAAGAAAGCCUCAAUUACAGUUAAUGACUGUGCACUCUACUGCACGUAAAUAAGCAAUAGUUUAGUGAAAAACAAAAUCACCUAAUAAACAUAAAACACUUGAAUUUAAGUUUAAGAGAUAAAGCGCUUAAGCUGGAUAAUGUGCAGGUCCGCCUGGAGUCAAAUCUUGUUUACUAGUAUUUAAUAUAUUGUACUUAACAUAUUUCGUCAUAACUAUUGGGUAAGUGUUUACUUAGCCGAGAUACAGGACACGAAUGAUAAUAAGCGUGAAUAUCGAUUCGAAUGACGCAACGGAGAUUAUCAAUAAUUACAGUAAAUAAAACUACUUCUAUUCAGACAGUCGUUCAACUUCGCUACACAAACAUUAACAAAACAAAUUCCAUUCAAAGGAUUGCUUUUCAUGUUGCUGGACACCUCUUCCCGAAGCAGCGGGACUUCCUCACGUCUCAUAACUGCUAUGCUUGCUGAGCGGCCUUAUCAGCCAGCUGCUAGCACCACCUCAUUUUCACAAGCUUCAAACCUACACUCAGGGAUUCACUCAAGAACUUACAUCAUGAACGUAGACCCGUCAUCUGCAAGCCAAUACAAGGAAAUGUUCAUGUCAAAUGCUUCAUACGCCGAUACCGACUCAAGACCUGCGAUGGCCAAACCGACAGUCAACAACAUGGCAGAUAACCAGGUCUCUGACUCCGGAUACAGGGGAAAUAAUCAGAUCUCUGACUCUGGGUACAGGAGUUAUGACGAUGAAAACGGGUACACGUCGGGUGGUUACAUUCCAUCGAGGAAACAGCGGGAGUUUAUUCCGGACAACAAGAAAGAUGAUGGGUACUGGGAAAAGAGGAAGAAAAAUAACGAAGCAGCACGGAGAUCAAGAGAAAAGCGAAGAGUACAUGACAUGGCGUUAGAAAAUAGGAUAUUAGAGCUGACAAGAGACAAUUGUAAAAUUAGAAACGAACUGAAUCUGGUGAAGAAAAAGUUUGGACUUUCAACUGAGGAAGUCUUUACUGCAGAUGAAAGUCAAAUGGGGAAAAUAUCGUCUCAAAAUUCAUCCCCUCCACAAAGUUUUGCACGUUCUCAGCAACCAUCCGUCCCAUCCGAAUACCCAUCGCCGAUUUAUUCUAACGGUAUCCUACUACCUCAGUCACCAAUUCGCAGCAGAAGUGUCUCUGGUCCAAAUCCCUCCCAGUAUCCCGUCUACUCUCAGCCAUCUUCAUCCCCACCGAUUCACCACGCCAUCCCUUCAUCGUCCGAUUCAUUCUUCAGUCGCGCUCAAUCAGAUGCCGAAUUUAAGAUUAACUCAGGGAAAUAUGAAGCUCAAUAUCCAUAUCAGAUGAAAUCCAUGAAAGAUGAAAGCCAUAAUUAUAAACAUCGCGUUGAUGAUCAAGUUCGCCCAUUAUACUCGACCACUAUGCCACCCAAUCAGAUUUCUCCUUACAGCGGGGGUCUGCCUGUCUCAGCACACAAGUCCUAUUGGAUUCCGACCACGGACCUAACGUCCUCAGAUUCGAACGACGAACCUGACUAUUAUGAUAAAGUUCAGGAGCAACCUCUGUCUCUGGUGAAAAAACGACCAAGUACCGAGAACGAGUCAAGCGAAGAUAUGUCGAACAGCUCAUCCCGAGCUUCAAAUAGUCCCAACACAUCGCUGCCUUUAAAGUUAAGGCGCAAAAUGACAAAUGAUGAAUCCAACACGUCAUUUUCAAGCGUUAAUGCACUGCCCUACCCCAAUGGACUGGCGCAAUUAUCAGAAAUCGCACUUUCGCAGUCAAAUCUGCCUGAUAAUUCUUAUGAUGACAUAAGGAUCCAAAGUUCACUGGAAUCUUUCAACAGUCGUCCGCGGAGCUAUUCAAACCCAAGGGCAUUGUUUGAUAUGAAAUAUGUAGAGCGACGGAGGAGAAAUAACGAAGCUGCAAGAAAAUGCCGAGAAAAUCGCAAGCAGAUAACACGAAUUCGUGAAGUCAAGUCCGGGUACCUUGAAAACGAAAACGACAAACUGAAAGAUGAGCUGGUAAACCUACAAGAUGAAAUGAAAGAGUUGAGAGAUAUGUUAGAAAAGAAACAGAAAGAAAGAGAAGAUAACAAUGAAAAUAAUGGCAAUCAGAAUGUUGACAGCACCAAUAUUGGAAAUGGAAAUGGGGAAAGCAAUGGUGAAAACGUUCGUAUAAAGAAUGAAGAUGACAUGAUGGACGAACAGUGAUCGUCGCAAGAAUAAUAUGAUCAUAUAGUUAGUAAUUAAGUAGAGUAGAGACUAAAAACACGGGUAGUGCACUCAGGUCUUGAGCCAGGUGAUAAAAAUAACUUUCAUUAUUGUUCAAAUGAUAUAUAUCAUUAGAGUAGAGUUGAUUGUUUAGAAGAGUUUAUUUCAUAUCCACGUUGAUGUUUUAGAUGCGUUUUGAAUAUAUAGAAUUUCCUUGUUUUUGUGAUUUACGUUUUUGAUAUAUCAUACUUUUCAUUCUCUUGACGAUAUUGUAUUGUGCGCCCCUUUGUAUUUCAAAAGUCCGCAAUCAUCCAAUGUAUAGUGUUAACAGUUUUAUGAUUAAUGCAACUACUGUGUAGAAGACUUUAACAAAAUAUACGCGCUUCGAUUGACUUUUUUUGCAAUGAACUACCAUUCCCAAGUCACGCUUGUACCUCAUUUAUUAAAUAUGAACGAGACAUUUUGACUUGAAGGUUUGUUGGAUUUUUUUAAUGAGACCACCGAAAACACCGAAUAAUCAAUAAUAUGAAACAUUUCGUAUUUGACCAUACUUGUGUGACAUUCGGAUAUUGAGUCAUUUGGGUUUAUACACUUAUGUAUGUACAGGGAAAUGGGUAUAUUUACAUUCCAAGUUACCAUUUUUCACAAGACACAAAUUUUUCACAAAGUGCCAUGAUUGUUCAAUAUGCCAUAUUUCUGUGCUAAAUCGAAAUUUUAUCUCAGGACAUUACUUGUGACGUAAACGUUUAUACAUUAUAAAACAUGUUUCUUGUUAGGGUAUAAGUCAUGCCAAUAUGCAUGAUAAUCUGAGACUGUGCCGCCAUAUUAUUCACUAACAAUGAAAUGCAUAUUUUAGCUAUUCCUUGAAUACGAUAUGUCUGUUUAUUAAUGCAUUUUAAGAGUUUUAUCGACGAUUGAGUGAUUGUUUUUUUCAUGUUGUGCCAUUAAACGUGAAUGAUUUUGUGCCAUAUGGUUAACGAAAUGAGUGUUACUGAACAAAUAUUUACUUAUUGUGCUAAGAAAUGUCAUAGUGCUGUUUAUUUAUGUAUAUAUAUCGUUACUUGGAAAACAUACUUAACGGAAUUAUGACUUACAAAACAAGAAUAGUGCAUACUGGAGAUCAACGCCAAACGGUUAAUGCCUAGAUCUAUCACAUUUCCAAGGUUUAUUAUACUAUAUAUUAACGUUGUACUAUUCAUAGCAAAUAAUAUAAAACAAACCUGUAUGCAUGCUAAUAUGUAAGUCUUUUCUUUGAUAUUUACUAGCAGUUUUGGUCAUGAUCUUUUAUGAUGUAUCUACCUCAAUUCCUAUUCCAUGUUGAAAUGUAUGUUAUAAUCUGUAAGUUCAAAUGUUCAAAUAAAUAUUAUAAUUGUCA